CACCUAUUGCCACUACUGCCAGUAACUCACUCGUUUUUUUUGUCUCUCGUACCAUACAUACUCCACUGUUACUACCAUUAUGUUAAUUCCCUCUAUUGUCAGUAUUAGGUUUAGCUGUUUCAUAGUAAUUACGUACUUGGUAAAAAAAUCGCUGCCAGAAGUGUUUAACAAAUGUGUACAUGGUGAGGAUGUGAAUACAAACAUCAGUAAAUGCAUUAUUGAUUAUAGGUAAACGAGUGAAUGCUUCAGAUACACAUUCAAGUGUUUGUGGUAUUAAUUUUAAAUGGUGUAAAGUGCGAGGGCAAUGGUGAAGGGAUUCUGUAGAUGGCCAAGCAUUGCAAAUGUAGAAGUCUUAGACAAUGCAGUCACAGCUGUAAACCGAGUUGAUGGUAAUAAAUAUAUCAUAGCUGUGCAUAAUACAAGGGACCACACUCAUACUUCGUGACAAUAUAGGGCUUGUGUGGAGGAAAUUUUACACGAGCAAGUGAUGUCAGUUCGAAGUAUGUAGCCAUCAUCCAUUGUACUACUGCAUCACGUUCACUAGGUCAUCCCUCCUUACUUUUUAUGCCAUCCCUAUAUUCACCAUUUUAGAUUUACUUGUCUUUCUGUGGGUUCUCUCAAGUAGCAUCAGUUCUGCUUGUGUGAGUGACCACACUUAACAUCCGUACAGAAGAAUGGGGAGGCAGUAUGGUAGAGGUGCAGGGGGUGGAGGCAGCUAGCGUGAGAACCAAGGGGAUUGAGUGAGAAGAAGUCCCUUCUGCAGGAACUGCAACGCUCUGAGGUGCGAGAUUUGAUGAUGAGGAGACAGAUUGUAGUACUCCCAAGUUGGUGGUAAAGAGUCUUUCUCUGGGAUGAUCUCGCUACCUAGUUUCUCAAAGUAACGGGCCCAACCUUCCGCGAUGUUUUCAUUUUUUUUGUUUUGAGAUGCCGGCAGAGAAUGGAUGGAUACUGUGGGCGGUGUUGUGGUUAUGAACAGAAAGAAUCUCUGGGGAUUGAGGUUGGUAUCCAGAAAUAUUUCUUGAGGCAUUUCCUCUGUAGGUGAAGGCAUGCCCUGAAGGUUCUCUUUGCAGAUUUGUAGGCCAUUCUGAGGUGGUUGUCAUGACUGCGUUUGAGAAUUUCUGAUAGACAACUUUGGAGGGAAUAGUGUACCUGGAUAGGAUUACUUCCUUCGAGGUUCCCGACCAGUUUCGAGGGAUAUGGAGUUGGUUUUAGGUAGGGCUGGAAGUUGUUGAGGAUGAAGUUGGGAGGGGGCGGUGAGCUGCUACCCUGGCGAGUACUGGGAGGUGAUCAGAGACAGAGGUGUUCAGAGGGAGAUUCCGCGAGAUAAACGUGACCUUUCAACCACACCCCACUGGUAUGGACCGCCUCCUCUGCGAGCAUGAUUAAUCGUGGCCGGCUGUCCCCGCCUUAUAGCCUGCUCUCUACAACGUCCGCCAGUCUGGGUUGCAGAGCGUCGAUCGUAGCUAUAUAGCCCUGUACAGACAGCCAUGAGUGAUCCACAGACAUGCCAAAGCGACGAAGACAAGCAGACGGUGUCCGUGAACGAAGGAGAACAGCAACAACUAACCGCUGCUCUACCCGUCUCCCUCGGGGAUAGUCCGCCGCGUGGCUCGGCCCUCCUCCUGUGUCCGGCGCAGUGGAACGCUCUCCUGGAGGCGGCCCCCGUGUCCCUGGUGGUGAGAGAGAUGAGCGACGGCACGACUGUGGCAGAGGACCCAGAGCAGCCGGACUUUGGUGCCGAGGCAGAGAGCGAGUCAGAGGACAAGGAAGGGGAGAAGAUCCCACGACUGGUUUUUGCUGAAGACGAUGAGAUUCGGACCCCGCUCGGAGGGCAAACUCCUGAUCCUGACAGAACUUACAGUGUAACAAAGGACACAAGACAUUACUGCUCCACUUCAGAGACAUUGGAGAAUGUGGCACUAGAGCUGGACAACCCUUCCUCUCUCCGUCCUCCCCUCCUCCCCUCCCGUCCUGAUAAUGUGGAACAUCCUAUACACAGUAGCACCACCUCAGGUCUAUGGUCUCCUUCCGUCCCUACCUCUCCCCUCAUUCCCCACACCACCCCUCUCCCACCUCCCUCCUCACUCUCCACACCCUCGUACUCUGUGGCCCACCUCGAGCUCACCAUCGAGUCGAGAGGGAGUGACACACCCACCAGGUCCCGCACAUCCUGAGUACCGCCACACGAUUACACGAUCUGCAAGUCAUCAUGCCUCCCCUCUGCUAUGUCACUCAGUCAACUUACCCCCCUCCCCUCCUCACUCCCGCACCAACCAACACCCUCACACCCCUGACCUUGAGCUCAUCCACUGGCCUGCCUACAAGAAACACACCCGACAUGUCUCUGAGACACCCUCCCUUCCCCCGUUCCAUUCCUCCUCCACCUCGUCUGCAUACCAUUCCAGGAACUCGUCACUAGGCUCGCAGUUGAGCAGCUGCUGCUUCGAGUCUGACAGUGUGCUAAACCAACUGACUGACAUGGACUCUGCACUGGCCGUGCACACUGGGAGCCAUGGAGACUUGAAGAGGUUCCAUCGGUAUGGAGACACGUCUCCUUGCUGCAGUGACCUCAGUCUCCCAACCCAUUUUGGGUCCCAUCACCUACCCUCACCUCUCCUCCACAAUAGAGUGAAGGGUCUGUCACUGUCCCCAAGUCUGGAAGAGACACUGUGCCACUGUAGCAGCAGGAACAGAGAGUUCAUUCUGGAGAGCUUGGAACAGAAGAGGCAGGCCUCCACCAUGAAGAGCAGCGAGUGGAUCAAGCAAGAACUCGAUAAGGAUAAAGACAAUAUUGUCCAAGUCAAAGUCAGCUCCAAGACAAAGCAUGUUGUUCACUAUAGCGUCAAGUGUGGUGACAUCAUCAUUUGGGAGUUUGCUACCAAAAAGAGAGACAUUGGUUUCGGGGUGUUGUUUGAAGCAACAGAAGUGGCCACAGAACAGGAGCCUCUUCCUUCUAGUCAUGAAUCCAUUGAGAAGAAGGUGAUGUCCAUCUUGCCACCUUUUCGUGUAGGCACCCAUGCCCACCCGACUGUUGGCUACCACUGUGCCACACAAAACGGCAUCUAUGAGAUUCUUUUUGACAACACCUACUCCCGGUUCUUUGCCAAAGAGCUGUUUUACAGAAUAACAACUCAGUCUUCAGAACCAAAUGUGAACUACUUAGAACAGUACAGUAAAACUGACCUUUUCAUUCUAAAUAAUGCUCAACCGCAAUAGAUUUUGAUCAUUUGUGUCCUGUCUUGUAUGUGUGUGGGUUAUGUUUGUGUCCCAGAAUAUUUUGUAUAAGUCACUUCUACUGCUCCAAAUCACAAAAAUAAAGCUUGAUUGUCUGCAUAAUAAACCAAACUAUUUGCCCGGAAGAGGGAAUUGUGUAAGUGUCCACGUACAUUACCUGUAGUGAUGUUAGCAUGCAUCUUUGUGAGCAGACUAGCAACACCCAAAACUAUUGAGCACUUUCAGGCAUUGAUAGUCAAAUGUCAAGUGAAUUCGCAGGAUUUUUAUGUACUUGUAUUAUACAAUACUCCAUGGUUUCGUGUGCCAAAACUGUAUGAAACUGAAACAGUUGUAUAUUUUUAAACUGGUUUGUGGUCUUUUUUGAAGAUUUGGCAUUGGAAAUUAGAUUCACACAGUGCAUAGGGGUAGUAUAGGCGGUUUUUGAAACUUCCACUUAAAUAUCACCUAUCACGAAAAAUAAAUCACAUGAUACAAACUGAGAUCAGACAUUAAUAAUAAUAAUUAUUUUUUUUAAUGACUAAGAGCCAGGAAGGCUAUUAGUCAAACUACCUACAAUGUAAUAUGAAAGUGGUAUGAAUAAAUUGCCACUGCAUCAUCUCAUCAGAUCCUAGUGAGUACACGAAUUUCUGCUCUGAUGAAAGCAACUUAUAUCCAGGAAACAUUGCUUGUAUUUCUUGUUACAGAUUGUUUUCAUACAUUGAACAUUUGCAUAGGAAAUAAAUCCGAUUUGCACUUGCGACACAGCCUUUGGCUCACUGGGACCGACCUCGGUUAAUGGUAUCUCCCACGUUCAAUUUCCAGACUGUGGCAUCCAACUCUAAGCGGAGUCAUAGAUACUCGGAGUGCUGCUGAAGGUUAU
Messenger RNA from Geodia barretti, 4093 nucleotides. The record is from the annotation of a GenBank genome assembly. NCBI's taxonomy places the organism in Eukaryota, Metazoa, Porifera, Demospongiae, Tetractinellida, Geodiidae.